This is a messenger RNA of Lactuca sativa (garden lettuce), 1050 nucleotides long. Lineage: Eukaryota; Viridiplantae; Streptophyta; Magnoliopsida; Asterales; Asteraceae. The record is from RefSeq and is a predicted model, not a curated record.
CGCCCUGACGACAUACAAAGUCUUAGCCGGCUUCCAUGCCCCCAUGGCCGUGCGGCCGUGACACUAUAAAAGAAAGCAAUAUCCAAGUCUCUCUUUCAAAACUUAUAGCAGAGAUGUCGAUGUCUUCUUCCAUUAUUAAUCAUGUCGACCAAGAAGCUACAGAUAUGGAAGUACCACGGGCAGAAGCGGAAGAAGCAGCCGACAAUGGCGCCAUGGCGUUUUUGCCCAAUUGCAUCCUUAAUCUACUGGAUUCUAUCCGUGGCCUAUUGAUCGUUUAUUACCCUCAAACAUUUGGCGCUGUAGACAUGCCCCCAUCCCCAAUUAGCUUUAUAAUUACUAGUUUGUAUGCUUUUGCGGAAAUGAAGUCGCAGGGAUCUGAUUUCCCUUUUACAACGCACCCUGGGUUCGUUAAUGUAGCCCUUAUCUGUCUCAUCUUAUAUGGCCUGGCUUCUGCAUCAGAGCAUUUCAUUUCUGCCAUAUUUCCGGGUUCGUUUUAUGCCAUCAUUGUACGACUGGGCUGGAGAAUCUGGGUAGAGCUGGUCUGCAGUUCCUUUGAGCACUGUCUUGUCUUGGAUCUAAUCGUAGUCUACUAAUAGAGUGGCCUAGAGUUGUUCUUUCGUUUUGUGAUUUUCCCAUGAGGAAUUAAAGAAUUAUGUAGAAAAGAGAAUGGCACAACAUAAAGAUUCCCAAAAUCUAGAAGGCUUCUUGACUAGAUCGAAGAAAAAGGACUCGGUGCCAGUAAAGAUGUUCAGAACAUAAAAUCUAUGAUCCAUGAGUACAACCUUGUUCUACCAUAUACAUCCAUGUGGUGAACAACCUUGUUUCACCAUAGUCAUGGAGCAGAUUUGAUCAAGGAUUAUCAAAAUUAUUUUGCAGGGAUGAGUGAGACUGAACUUCUACAAUCCCCAAAAGAAGAAAAAUAGAGUCUAUCCAUGUAACUUUAAAUUGUUGUAAAGACUAAAUUUCUUGUUGUAAUAUCAACCCGUUUGUGAUUAUCUUUUAGUUAUUUUCGUUGUAUGUCUUUAUAAAGAUAAAGAAAGGCAACCUCAU